Ylistrum balloti is the source of this 2565-nucleotide messenger RNA. Its product is annotated as prestin-like. Gene Ontology annotation, biological process: transmembrane transport. The transcript has a single exon. Gene Ontology annotation, molecular function: chloride transmembrane transporter activity; bicarbonate transmembrane transporter activity; sulfate transmembrane transporter activity. The coding region runs from base 1 to 2565 and encodes 854 amino acids. NCBI's taxonomy places the organism in Eukaryota, Metazoa, Mollusca, Bivalvia, Pectinida, Pectinidae. The record is from RefSeq and is a predicted model, not a curated record. Gene Ontology annotation, cellular component: membrane.
AUGCAGCGGUCAGUCUCGGUUGUGGAAGGCAUGCCGAUGGAACCAGCAGCAAACGACAAGAAAAGCCGGCGCUCUUCAUGUCCGCCCGGCUCUGGACAAGAGAGCACUGUUUUCGUCAAGCGACCCCCUUAUACACAGGUAGCUUUCGAUAAUCUUAAUCUCAAAGAGGGCGAACCUGACAAUAGGAGUCUGGGUACGAAACUUCGAAACAAGUGUGACUGUUCGGCAAAAUGUGUGUUCAAACAACUCAGCACGUUUCUUCCAAUUAUCAAGGUUUUACGGUACUACAAUUUCAAGGAGAACCUUUUGGUGGACGUUCUGUCCGGAAUCACUAUCGGAAUCCUCCACAUCCCUCAGGCUCUUGCUUUCGGUUUACUGACAUCUGUAAAAGUUGAAAAUGGUCUUUACACUUCUGUCUGGCCGGUGAUCCUGUAUGUGUUUUUUGGAACGUCUGCUCACGUUUCCAUGGGAACGAGCGCCGUGAUAUGCAUUGUGACUGCAAGUGUUGUGGACCGACAAGCAGAAAUGUUCAAGGAUUUGAACCCACAUCUCAUGACUGGUGGAAACGGAACAUCUAAUUCCACGUUCGAAACAUGGGAAGAUAUUCCAGAAUUUAUGGAUUAUAAGGAGAACGUGGCGAUCAACAUCGCUUUGUCCGCUGGACUUAUCAUGAUGUUAAUGGGAUGUUUCCGGCUAGGGUUUGUAACCGCAUACCUGUCUGAAUCUUUCUUCAGUGCGUUUACCUCAGGUGCUGCCGUUCAUAUAGCAACCAGCCAAAUCCCAGCACUUCUCGGUAUCAAGACCCCCCGUUUUGGCGGCGUGUUUAAAAUCAUCUAUACGUACGAGGCUAUCUUUGGUAAGAUACACGAAAUGCAGCCGACGACUCCGAUAAUAGCAGUGAUUAGUAUUGUUAUAUUGUUCUUCGUGAAGGAGUGUAUCAACGAACGAUUUAAACACAAACUCUUCAUUCCGAUCCCAGUGGAACUUCUGGUGGUCAUUUUGGCUACAGUAUUAUCUUUCGCGAUUGGCUUUGACGAAGAAGCUGUCGCGGACGAGGACAAAGUGUUCCACGUCGCGGUAGUAGGUCAGUUGACCUCCAGUUUCCCUGCGCCUGUAUUUCCUGACUUGACUGGCAUACAAAACUACAUAAUUGACAGUUUUGUGAUCGCCAUUUUGAUUUUCGCCAACACCAUUGCCAUGGCAAAGAUCUGCGCCAAGAAGCACAACUACGAGAUAGAUGACAGUCAGGAACUGAUUGCGUACGGUAUGUGCAACUUCCUCAGUGCGUUCAUGUUGUGUUUUCCGUCUGCUGUCGCCCCUCCAAGAUCAAUGGUUGCUUCCACCAUGAACACCAAGACAACAUUCACCGGGGUUUUCGUUACCAUCCUCAUGUUGCUUGUAAUCUUAGUGAUAAGCGCUCUGUUCAAACCUUUACCCAAGGCUGCACUGGCCGCUAUUAUAGUAGUCGCCCUGAAAGGACUUUUCGUUCAAAUGAUGGAUUGUAGAAAGUUCUGGAAAGUCAAUAAGUUUGAUUUCAUCAUAUGGUUCUUUACCAUUUUCAGUGUCGUAUUCCUUGAUAUCGACCUUGGUUUAGGUAUUGGUGUUGUGGUAUCCCUUGUCACUGUUGUGUUCCAGACCCAAUUCUCGCGAGGUUAUCGUCUGGCCGUGACUUCGAAUGAAGGUAUCAUGGUCGAAAGCAACAAGUACAGAAACACACGCGAAAUUCCAGGAGUAAAGAUCUUCCGUUUCCAAUCCAAUCUUUACUUUGCCAACGCAGAAAUAUUCCGAAACACUUUGUACAACCGGACAAUAAAUCCAAGAAAAUACCUCAAAAUGCUACAGAAGCAGAAAAAACGCGACGAAAAGGCAGGCAUAGAGAAGAAUGGCGAUGUAACGAGCAGUUAUGUAAGCCCAUCUACGAAAGCCACCGACAUGAAACACGAUAUGCAAUCGAUUAGUCUGGACUCAAACGGGAAAGACAUAAGGCAGAAAAAAGAGAGUGUAGUGUCAAACAUAUCUAACACUAGCGCGGACAAUCCAGCUUUUAGCGUGUCCGAGGAAAAUCUUGUUCCUGUCGGAAAUGGUAAGUUUAACGGAACACCGUCACACAACUUCCUUACGAUCAGUAACUACCCGCUUCCGAGCAGACGAUUUAGUGUGGCGUCGAGCAUCAGUAUGAUGACGGAGCUUGAAAUUGACCCUGUAGACGGAAACGAGGUUGUGAGUGACGAAUGGUUGGAACGGGCCAAGAAAAUUCACCAUAUCAUCAUCGACUGCUCUACCAUGAAUUAUCUGGAUAUUUCCGGUGCAAGUGUCCUCAGUCACAUCUACGCCGAAUAUCAACAUGUGAACAUUACCGUUUUCCUUGCCGGUUGUUCGGCAGACAUUCGUAACACCAUGGAACAUGCUGGCGUUUUUGAUAAAAUUCCUAAAGAUAACUUUUUCAUUGAUCUUGAAGACGCCAUUUCAAUCGCUAAAAACAUGGCCGUACAGCCGGUACCAAUCAAUCUGGCAGACUUUUCUGAUGACGAGGCUGCUGAAGACUCUUACAUUACCCGGAUGUAG